AUAGUUGCACAUUUAAAUUCGGGUGUUACAUAAGUGGUCCAGAACUGCAAAAUUACAAUAUCACAAAACUAUUUAAUAAAGAGAAAUCUGACAAAGCCAAAAGAAUUGACCGUAUCUUAUACCCAUUAAUAAGCCAACAAAGUUAAAAAAGCAAAGUAACUAAAAUAAAUCAAUUCGAUUCUUGAAUGGUUUUAUUUCGCGGUUAUUACUUCCUAAAAAAGACCAGUAAGGUGUAUAUUUUAAUUGUAUUUGAUACAGUUUUCUCUGUUUUUUGCUGUUCUCCUUAUUUCACCUGUUUUGUCUCGACUGCGGCCCCCUUCCCUGCUUAUUUGGCGGGUUUUCUAUAAAUUUUGAAAGAACAGUUCACCACCGACAGUUCAUCAAUGAGAAUAAACUAGGCUGUUUUAAUUGGCAGGAUUGAGUAGUGUUGUGGACAGGAUGCGUCUCUUUUUUUUAACCAUUGCACUCUCUGCAGCUGGUUGCUUGGCUCAGGAAUACGAAGAGCUCGAACUGUACAACAAUUACGACGAAUACGGGCCGUUAACUGACGCUGCAGGGGGCGGAGGCAGUAAGGGGCAAACAAAACUAGGAUUCAGUGCAGGCAGUGGUUUGAGGAGUAUCGCUGAAGGGUCCUUCAAUUCUGCCAACGAUGCCGUCAACAACCAGGAUGCCGCUGGUCACCAAGCGGCAUUUGUGGCCAAAAACACCUUGGCGCAAGCCGCAGCUGGGGCUCAGCGUUCGGCGGACGCCACAAUGCGUGCAGCCCAGGAAGCUCGCGCCCAUGUCAACGUCCUCACCAACACGCUGAACGCCGCCCAGACCAACGCCGACCACAUGACCCAGGCGGCCUCGGAGGCGGCCGGCGAGCUGGCAGCCCAGCAGUCCAUGGUGGGCUCAGCCAAGCAGAGAGUGGACCAGCUCAGUAAGCAGUUAGCGAGCGUCCGCAUCGACUUCGAGGCCACGAGGGCGGCGGCACAGAAGGCCCAAGCUGCCGCCCAGGCGGCCGCCGCCAACGCCGCCGCCGCCGCGGCAGCGGCCGCCGCCGACCUGGCCAAAAGCGCCCCCUCGCCGGCCCCAUCCGCCGGGAAAGGGGGCAAUGGCGGCGGCGGCGGCAAGGGGAGUUCCGGCGGCCAGGGGGGCAAAGGCGGCGGCCAAGGGGGCAAAGGCGCCAGCGCAGGGAAAUAUAUUCAGGGGAUUGAAGGCAAUGUGGCGUACGUUGAAGACAAUUUUUAUCACCCCUUUCACUACAGCAAGUAAAGGAGCUAGUUAAUUUUUUGUGAAUUUUUUUACCUGUUGUUACAUAUUUAUUUGGGCUGUUUUACAUAAAUAAAAGAUUCUUUCUA
Molecule: messenger RNA, 1343 nt
Organism: Tribolium castaneum (red flour beetle)
Lineage: Eukaryota; Metazoa; Arthropoda; Insecta; Coleoptera; Tenebrionidae
Product: PE-PGRS family protein PE_PGRS8
Exons: 4
Coding region: 439-1257 (272 amino acids)
Source: RefSeq, a predicted model, not a curated record